GAAAUUGUGGCGAACGUCAAGCGAAUUCACUCGUCCCUUCGAUGAAAGCGUGCAUUCGCAAGGAUAAAGAUGUUCCCAUGCGAGUUUACUAACUGCGCAAUCGCAUAUCGCAUCGCGCGGCGCAAUAGGCCAGCAAAAAUGCAAGUGAAUGUUCGCGCGGUAUAUAUAAAGAAGAGUAUCGCGUAGGAUGCUGCAAUUCUCGUAAUCCAACUAUCCAACAGCCGGGAUCGUCUUUCGUCUUUCAACUUUCAACGUCAGUCAUAUCUUUUUCGCGCGUCGCGGAGAAGUGGAAAAGUGUGUAUACGUGUGUGUGUGUGAGAUUGUCCACCAACAAAGGUCUUUGCUCUCGUGCGAUGUUUCUCCCUGUGUACAAGUAUAAUUUCCAACAAACUAUCCGUAGUAUGAUAUUUCUUCUCUGCGUCUCGCUGACAAUCAGCUUUAGUCGAGGAAAUCUUCCUCAUCGAGGAUCACUCGGCAACUCGAGGCACGCCUUCUCGUGCGCACCUCUCGAUUCGGCGUCGUCUACAGCCCCAACUGUCGCGUGUGCCGAACCUGAUGGACCUGAUGAACCGACGACGACUCCUACCUACGUUAAAGUGUCAGCGCCUUUGUUAUACAAGCCUUUACCAAGGACAUCUUCCCUGGUAUACGUUGCACCGCCCAUCGUGAAAUCCGCCUCAGCUGUCGUGGCUACCGAGCCCAAGACGUUGGAGAAAGAUGUUCGAUAUAUGGCAUAUCCCAAGUAUUCCUUCAAUUACGGCGUGAUCGACGGAUAUACCGGCGACUCGAAAUCAGCCUGGGAAGAGCGAGAUGGAGAUACGGUCAGAGGCGAAUACUCGGUGGUUGAAGCGGAUGGAACUAUCCGCACAGUCUCUUACACGGCGGACGAUCGUAAUGGCUUCAAUGCGGUUGUGACUAGAAGCGAGCCUCCGAUCAACGCGAAAUCUGCAGUUGAUGUCAAAACAUUCGUACCUAUUGCCAUAUUUGCUAGGGACAGGCGUAAAAUUCUAUUCAAACCGUAAUCUCUCCUGCUUCUUUUCACGUGCGAAAUAUCUCCUUUUAUUUCCUCUCCUUUAUACUUUCCAUAGGUUUUUCUGCUUCCUUUUUUCCUUUGCAUUCUAUUGAUACAAUUUCACUCUUGUAUACAUUAUACAUUGAAUAUAUCAACUUCUUUUUACCUUU
Vollenhovia emeryi is the source of this 1182-nucleotide messenger RNA. RefSeq names its product cuticle protein 8-like. The record is from RefSeq and is a predicted model, not a curated record. Lineage: Eukaryota; Metazoa; Arthropoda; Insecta; Hymenoptera; Formicidae. The transcript is spliced from 4 exons. Gene Ontology annotation, cellular component: extracellular matrix. The coding region runs from base 354 to 1022 and encodes 222 amino acids.